This is a messenger RNA of Letharia columbiana, 891 nucleotides long. RefSeq lists its product as uncharacterized. The transcript has 4 exons. NCBI's taxonomy places the organism in Eukaryota, Fungi, Ascomycota, Lecanoromycetes, Lecanorales, Parmeliaceae. The record is from RefSeq and is a predicted model, not a curated record. Bases 1 to 891 code for a protein of 296 amino acids.
AUGCGUUCAUCAUCCCAAGCGCUCUCUUUUCUGGUUCCCCUGCUCCUGGUCGGACUUGUGGUGACUGGCGGCAUCGCCCUGUACAGGAUCCGAGCAUUCUCGUUGCCCAUCUCCACGGUCACCGCCACAGCAACCAUUAUCCUACCCGUAAUAACCGGCGUCACUCUACGUGGCGCUCAAAGGUUGCGCAUCCGCGAAAAUGGCUCCAAUGCACGUGCCAAGAUGUCCUUCUCCUGGCCUGCUCUAAUUGUUCUCGUGCUGCUCAUCAUCUACGAGACUGUGAUUGCUACACUAGCUCUCACUCAUGUCGCUCCCCCAAGCGAGUUGAUCUGCGGCCUAGAGCGUCAAUGGGGCGCCCUAUUCUCGAGCAAGAACGCAGACGCAAUCCGGAGAAUUCAAGAGCAAUUUCAGUGCUGUGGUUUUCGUAACGUCCAGGACAGAGCAUGGCCAUUUCCGGAUAGGAGCCAUACCGCCAGAGCUUGUGUCGAAGCUUUUGGUAGAGGCAGCAGUUGCCUUGGUGGAUGGAGACAGAUGGAACAAGUCACUGGCGGACUGAUUCUAUUGGUUGCUGUUGUGGCUUUUCUGCUCAAGCUGCUGAUGCUCGUCCUCUACCGAACACAAAGCCCGUUCCUCUCGUCCGCGUGGACUGCUCGUUCCUCCCUCACGGACGCAGAAGGCGAGGAUAAUGGCCGCAGCAGUGGUAACGGAGAUGGGGACAAUAUCCGUGGAAGAAUAGUAGACGCGUAUCACGAUGAACCUCCACCAGAGAUUGAAGGGCAAGCGGCUAGCUCUCAGCCAGAGGAAAGAGGCACUAGCGCAUCAGACCGUCGUGGCUUGUUAGUACAGCCAUCAGGGAUCCAGAACGAGGAAAAUGAGUGGAGAGAGGGUUGA